Molecule: messenger RNA, 2943 nt
Organism: Peronospora farinosa
Lineage: Eukaryota; Oomycota; Peronosporomycetes; Peronosporales; Peronosporaceae
Source: the annotation of a GenBank genome assembly
AUGGGAACAAAGCGCAGGAAGGGCGACGAGGUGUCUUCGAACGUCUUAAGUCUUUCUUAUGUGUCCACAGAACGUCCAUCACCUGCAAAAAUCCCAAGAACUGCAACUGCAAUUGCUCCACGUCGCUUUGGGUUUAAAGGGCCGUUAAUUUCGCAGCUUCCGGCGCCAGCAACAGCUUCCACGAGAACCAAGCGACCAGUCGCGAAUACUUUAGACUCGACGUAUGGGAACGAUACAGCUACAGACGCAGUGAAGAGUGGGGCAUUAUCGGUUGAUUUUGACAUUCAAGUGCUAAAGAAAUUUGACGAAAGCUUUGGUCAGGAGACACUAACGACUCUGGAACAGUUGUUGGCAUUCCGUCAUAAAACGAACAAGUUUGCAGUAAAAGCUCGGAAAGAGGAGCAGAUUAAUUACAUUAAACAGCUCAAAUCUAGUGUUCGUGAUGUUGUGAACAAGAUCCAAGAGUUUAGCAAAGUUUCUGCGACGAUGGACGAUAAGUUUGCGGCAGAAAAGGCGAUGAUGGAGAGGAGGCUGGUAGUACUGCAACAGGCGGCGAGAAAUAAGAACGACAUGGAAACAGAGUUGAAACAACUACGGGAGGAGUAUGAACUUAUGCAAAAAGGUGUCAGACGAAUUCGCGCAUCGGAACAGGAAGUUGUGCGUAGCAAUGCGGUACUUCGGGAUAAUGCGGCGAAGCUCGACAUUCAGCUAGAAGAGGCACAGAAAGAGAAUGAACAGAUGAAGUUGGACUUGAAAGCCCACGAGACACGCAUGAUAGACGAAUCUCGACGCUUUGAGGAGAAAAAGCGUGAGCUAGAGGACUUGCUUGAGAAAAAGGGACUUGACGAAAGCAAACGCAAGCAGGCCGAGCUGGAACAGUUACAGAAGCAACACGCCAAGACCCGUGAAGAACUUGCUUUGGUGCACAAAGAGCUCGACAAGUACAAGGACAAAGCAAUUGAGGCUGCAAAUAGUCUAAAUGACGAACGCGAACGACGCACCAAGUCUGAGAUGGAGAAGUGCACACUUGAGGCAAAGAAUCAGUCUUUGGAGGCUCGUGUGAGCAACGCGGCGAAUGAAGUGUCAGAGAUGAAGGAUAAGCUUCAGCACAAAGAUAUGGAAGUUUCUAAUCUCGUAAAAAGUUUGACUGACAUUCAGAAGUUUAACGCGUCUACAAGUACGAAGGUUGAAACUGAUAAAAAGGAGUUGGCCGACAAGAUUGAGAGACUCCAAACGACCAUUCGUGAUCUCGAGCGGCAGGAAUCGUCAAGUUUGACGACAGUGCGUGACCUUGAAAAGCAACUGGAACUGGAAACUACAUUACGGAAAGCGACAGAACAGAAUGAGCAGGAAAUUCGUGCUCAGAUGAAGAAGCUCGAAUCUGACCUGCAAUCAAACAUGCAAAAAGUAGGUGUAGAAGGAGGUGUUCGACAGAUGCUUGAGAAUCAAGUGCGCGAACUUCGGACAGAACAUAUUGCUGUAAAUGCCCAGUUGGAAGCAGUUAAGGCUGAAAUGAAGCGACUUCAGUCUGCAAACGUAGACUCAAAAGAACAGCACAAUACACAACUUGGCACACUGGAAGUGAGAUUCCAGCAAGAAAGGAACAGCUUUAAGUGUCAAAUAGACAAGUUGCAGGAGGAGAAUGUCAGUCUGGAAAGUGAAGUACAGACUUUACGGACGCAAGCCUCCUCAGCUUGCGAUGGAAAUGUCGAAGAGCUGUGUAAAGUGAAACGAGAGGCCGACGUUUUGCGCCGGCGUCUUUAUGAGCUGACGAGUCAAGGAGCCCAAUCGAUCGCUCAAAAGGACAGCAUGAUUUUAGAGCUGCAAGAGAAGAUCAAGCAAGGUGAUAAGCAUCGGAGAGCAAUGCACAAUACGAUCCAGGAGCUGCGUGGAAAUGUUCGAGUAUUUGCCAGAACGCGCCCGUUUUUGCCAUCUGACCGUUGCGAUCUUAAUACAACGACUCCUGUGAUUUCGUGUGAUUUCGACGGGGAAAGCCUGAAGCUGCAACGCCCUGGAAAGAGCCUUUCAGAGCCGGACACAUUCUCCUUCACGUUCGACAAAGUGUUCGCCCCUUCGUCGGGCCAAGACGCGGUUUUUGAGCAGGUGUCAGAGUUUGUUCAGUCUUCUUUAGACGGAUAUCACGUCUGCCUGUUUUCGUAUGGUCAGACUGGCUCCGGAAAAACACACACGAUGCAAGGAAGUGGUAGUGGUCAGAUGCGCGGAAUCAUUCCGAGGGCGAUCGAGAUGAUCCUGCAGGAGUGUAAAAAGUUGAAACACGAGGGAUGGAACUACGUCACGAAAGUGUCUUUCCUGGAAAUUUACAACGAAACAAUACAUGAUUUGCUAGCCACAAAACGCAACAGUGACGAGAAACUUAGCAUCAAGAAAGAUGCAAAGGGGGGUGUCUACGUACCAGGACUGACACUCGUGGAUGUUACUGCUAUGGAACAAGUCGAAGAUCUCAUGGAACGAGCAAGCAGAGCACGAAGUGUUGCCUGCACAGAUAUGAAUGCGCAGUCAUCGCGGUCGCAUAGCGUGUUUACAUUGCACUUGCAAGGCGUGAAUGAUAAGGGAGGAGUGAUGCUAAACGGCCAGUUGAAUCUGGUCGACUUAGCUGGUAGUGAGCGCGCUUCACGAUCUAACGUUUCUGGUGACCGUUUGAAGGAGACACAAGCCAUCAAUAAGAGUCUUAGCUGCCUGGCUGAUGUCUUUAGCGCGAUCGGAAACAAGUCUUCUCAUAUUCCGUUCCGCAAUUCUAAACUGACAUACUUGCUUCAGAAUAGCCUGUCGGGUGAUGGCAAGACGCUGAUGAUGGUAAACCUGUCACCAACGCUGGAAUCAGCAAGCGAGAGUCUGUGCUCGCUGCGGUUUGCAAAGCAAGUGAACCAGUGCGAGCUAGGCAAACCGAAGCGGCAAAUUAAGUCCAGGAAGGAUCGUCCGUGA